AAUCUGAUUCCAAUAGUAAUGAAAUAUUAAAGAUGGGCCAAGCCCAUAUAUUAGUUCACAACCCAAGAUCGAGAUUGAAAUAUUGGGUUUGUAAAGCCUCUGUUUUUUUUUUCCUUAUUUCAGUCCACCUUCAUGUAUUCGAAGAACGAUGUAUCUACUACCAUCAAUGACGUUAAAAACAACCAUUUUUUGGACGUAUUAUAGGAACGAUGUAUUUACCAUAGAUUCACCAAAUAACUUCCAACUAACAUGACGUGUAUAACAAAUGGAAACUUCCCACUAAUGUAGGAGAAACACUAUGCCACAUUCCUAUCCCAUCCUUGGCCAUGAUCUUAUCAACGGUGUUCGCCAUUUCCAGUAAACAGUGUAUAUAUCACGCGUUACACCACAAUUAUGGUGAAUGGGUAACGUACACACGGUCACAACUGACAAGUGACAACUACAUUGUGAAUAUGAUGAACGAUUUGUUUAAUCUAAAUGUUUGAGACUUGGUUGUCCCUAUCAGUUGAAAAACAAAUUAGUUGUGUAAUAUUAUUAGUUUGAAACCUUAAAUCACAGAAGGAACAAAAAAAAACGUACAACCAUCAUUAUCGCUAGUUAAAUGUCUGAUACCGUCCAUAAACAACUACUUCUACUUGCAAGUGCUAAGUCACAGCUCAUGCACGAAUCAUGUUCUAUUGACCCGAAUCUUAGAGUAUAGGACGAAUAAGAUGGAUUAGCUAUCUUUGCACCUGACCUUACCAAAGUCCGUACACAACUCCCCAUUUUAUUUAUUUUGAAUAAAUUAAAUUUAUGUAUGGUGUAUAAUCAAUGGGUGUUGGUUUCCAUUCUUUUUAAAAUUCUCGUGCCUUGUGGUGUUGGUACAUAUAUGCAGCGUGAAAAAUUAUGGAUUUUUAUUCUCAUUUUCUCAAUAAUAUAUUUCAUGUUGUUAUCUAACUUUGAUAUUUUCACGUCUUCUCAUUCUUAUCCAUAUGCACAUUCGUCUAACAAGGGUUCUCAAAAAGGCUAUAAGAUAUUCAAAUGUGUACUUUUCACCAUUUUAAAAUGUAUUUAAACAUUUGGUUAAAAAAGAGAAGAAAUUAAAUUGUAUUUAAUCGUCUCAGUAAAACUUGGAUCUCUUUGAAGAUGAAAAGAAGAUAAGUCAGAAAACGCGGAGACACGUCUUUGUGUUGAAAUUUACUGAGUAACAGUCCAUAUGAAUAUACACAUUCCAUAAUAAAUUUUUGGUUGUAUAUGAAUAUCUUUUGGAGGUGUAAAAGAUAAAAUGAAAAAUGUGGCAACACGUCACUGUUUCAACGUUACCAAAUUUGCAAAUCUACAAAUUUAUUACAUCAUAAAUAUCAUCCUUCAACAUUAUCAUUUUUAGAAGAUAAAAUCACAAAAGAUUUGUUUCCUUUCUACUCAGUUAAAACCAUAAAACAAAAACAGAUUUAACAAAUCAGAUGUAAAAAGGGAUAAAAAAGAAAUAUGUGGCGACACGUUCGUGUCUUUAUUUUAAAAUCUGUUGAGUUUCCAUUGUAGUCAAAGAAGUUAUUAAGACACAUUAAAAAAACGUAAAUUAAUCAGACGGCUAUGGAGGCACCGCAAGCUAUCACCAACCAAGAUCAAUCCACGUGGACGGUGGUAAACAAGCAAAGCAUUCACAAAAAGGCAGCGUAUAUUGAAUUGCUGGUGAUAGAUAUCAGCUGACGUGUAGCGGGGUCCACUUAUUUAAUUAAUUUUAUUGUUUUAAGACAAGAAACCAAACUAAAUUAUAAACAGAGAAGACUUUGGUUGAAACCUAUAUAAAGCGCUCUUCCGUAGCUUUUCAUAUAUUCAACGUACAUCGAUUUCAAUUUCGAUAUAUAUUUUUUUUGUUAUUUUAUUCUGAUUAUUGUAAUGGCGAUGAGGAAGCUUUUGUCGCAGCGUAUGUUCAACGUUUCGAAAAUUGCGUCUCAAGGUCUCAUGAACUGUCGAAUCUCGUCUUCUUCGCUAGCCGUGCGGACCAGGGUUCCUAAAGAACCAGGAGAAGCCACCGUUGAUCCAGAGCCUGCUGAUUCGUGGAUGGAUAUGACCAUGAUGAAGACGCCGUUUGGGGAGAGUCUGAGGGAGAAGCUCCGAGAAAACGACCGGAUUCGAUUAGACGGGCUUUUGCCUCCUCCGUUGAAACACGCGGCGGCGGCGGCGGAGAAGACGGAGGCGUUGGGGCUUACUGCGAGAGACGCGAAGAAGUUGCUUAGAGCUGCGCAGAUCGAGGUGGUGAAAACGAAGCUGAUGGAGACAGGGAGAAGCUGGAUCCCUUACAAUGAGUUCGUUGGUCUUUGCAAUGAUUCUUGUUUGGAUCCUGCUCAAGGGCCUUGGAUCGCUAAGAUGCUUGAUGAUACAGGAAACGUCAUCGUUUUGGGUGAUUACGUUUGCUUAAGACCUGAUCAGGUAACAAAAUCUAUCGAGGGGCUGCUUCCUUUACCACAGAUCCGUAACCCAAACGACCCGAGAAGGAAGGAGCUGAAAGAGCUAGAAGCUACAAAGAAAGUCAUUGACGAGAAAGCACAUUCACUGGUGAGAAGAGAGCUAUGGGCUGGUCUUGGUUACUUGAUACUCCAGACCGCAGGGUUCAUGAGGCUAACGUUCUGGGAACUCACGUGGGACGUUAUGGAGCCAAUCUGUUUCUAUGUCACAUCCGUAUACUUCAUGGCGGGUUACGCUUUUUUCCUUAGGACAGCGAAGGAACCUUCCUUUGAAGGGUUUUACGAGAGUAGGUUUGAGGCUAAACAGAGGAAACUGAUGAAGUCUCAAGAUUUUGAUGUAGGGAGGUAUGAUGAGUUGAAGAAGAUGUUUAAUCCAAAGCCUUCUUCAGCUGCUGUUUCCAAGAUUCUUGGAGCUUUACAAAACUAAUCUUUUGAUUAAGGGGCAUCUUGUUCGAUUCGAUGUGUCGUUGUCCUAACCUGAGAAAGAUAAAUUAACAACCAAAAAUUGUGUGAAAGAAUAGUUACUAAUGAGAGAGAGUAUUCGAAUAGGUGCGGCUUAUAUAACAUUUGGAGAGAAAUAGAAUAUAAUAUGGAAUGUUGUAUUUUGUAAUGAAUACUAUAAAUUAU
Brassica rapa (field mustard) is the source of this 3074-nucleotide messenger RNA. Its product is annotated as calcium uniporter protein 1, mitochondrial. Gene Ontology annotation, molecular function: calcium channel activity; uniporter activity. The record is from RefSeq and is a predicted model, not a curated record. Gene Ontology annotation, cellular component: uniplex complex. NCBI's taxonomy places the organism in Eukaryota, Viridiplantae, Streptophyta, Magnoliopsida, Brassicales, Brassicaceae. Gene Ontology annotation, biological process: calcium import into the mitochondrion; mitochondrial calcium ion homeostasis.